Molecule: messenger RNA, 759 nt
Organism: Trichoderma gamsii
Lineage: Eukaryota; Fungi; Ascomycota; Sordariomycetes; Hypocreales; Hypocreaceae
Exons: 2
Coding region: 1-759 (252 amino acids)
Source: RefSeq, a predicted model, not a curated record
AUGCUGCACCGCCGGAGCUUGGAAACCCUGGCUAAUAUUGCCAAGCAUCCUACUCUCGGCCCAGCGGUCAAGGAGCCGCCUUCAGAGGCCCUCUUAGAGAUAGUUGAUGGCAUAAAACGCGAGGAAAGUGGUUUGGGCGAAGAAACCGAAGAAGAAGACGAAGGAGGGGAAGAAGGAAAUGCAAGCGAUGAAGAAGCUAGUAGAAGCGGCGACGGCCAGCUCCCUCACCUACGUGGCCUGCAUGAAGAAGCCUAUCAUAAAGCCUUUAAGGACCAGCAGGAACUUAUCCGCCGCGGAGACGACAUUAAGCAUCUCACCCAUGCGCUGAGAGGCCUCACUAAUUGCGUUAUUUUUAGAGUCACAGACGCCAAUCGAGUCUGGGGCCUAAGGCGUUUGCGGAGGGAAAUCGGUAUAUUACCUCAGAGAUGUGUGACCUUUACGUCGCCGGAAAGUAUUAAGCUUGUCCGUCGACUGUUACAUGCUUUUUUCACUGCGCUUGCUGAGAGCCACGCUUCCAUUGAGUUUCUGGAGAUCGCUUCUGGCUGCAUUGUCGAUAAUGCCAACCGCAUAAGCGCCGACAUGCUUGUGAAGCCCUCAUCUCCCAUUCUCAACAACUUUCGCCUCAAUACCCUGACAACUCUACAUCUCAGCCUCGACUCGAAAUCCCCAGAGCACAACGCCACUUCUGUUAAUUGGACAUACGAUCUCAUUCGUUUUAUUGAACGGUUUCCGGAGCUCUCCGAGGUGUUCCAUGAAUGA